Molecule: messenger RNA, 2921 nt
Organism: Austrofundulus limnaeus
Lineage: Eukaryota; Metazoa; Chordata; Actinopteri; Cyprinodontiformes; Rivulidae
Product: phosphatase and actin regulator 1
Biological process (GO): cell motility; stress fiber assembly
Molecular function (GO): actin binding
Source: RefSeq, a predicted model, not a curated record
CCACAGCUCCACGCAGGAGGGAGGAAGAGGGAGGCWCUGCCAUUCACCACUCUGCCUGCCUCCUUUUUUUAUUAUUAUUAUUAUUAGCUCUCUUAGAUCUGUCAGCUGCGCUUUUCCCCACUAACCAAACAGGCUGCGCGUCUUCGAGUCUCAGGUAAAAAGACAAAAGAAAAAAAAAAAAGGAAGAAGAAGAAGGAUGGCCCUUUGGUAAACACCGCCGCUCCGUUUCCGCGUCCCCAUCACCAUCCUUACUAUGUUCAAGGCGGUGAACUACCCGGCCGUGGAUCCUGCGCCCACCAUCAUCCACGGCGCCUGGCUGUCCGCCGCGGGCUGCCGAGAGAACGCGCCCGUGGCCGUGGACAAGCCCAAGACGAAGAAGGCGUUCAGCCUGGUCAGAAUCAUGUCUCUGGGUAACAACAAGAAGGGCCCCGGCCAGAAUCUGCAGCACAACAACAACAACAGCAUGCCUUUCACCAUCCACUGUCAGAUCGGCAAAGAAAUCAAGCACAUUUGCAGCAACUGCAGCCGCGGGAACGACACGCAGGACGCCGAGGAAGUGGAGAGGCUGGCAGCCAUGCGCUCCGAGUCCCUGGUUUCGGGCACCCACACUCCCCCCAUCCGCCACAGGAGCAAGUUUGCUACUCUGGGGCGACUCCUCAAACCCUGGAAGUGGAGAAAGAAGAAGAGUGAGAAGUUCAAGCAGACUUCUGCAGCUUUGGAGAGGAAGAUGUCACUGCGACAGAGCAGAGAUGAGCUCAUCAAGAGAGGGGUGCUGAAGGAGAUCUUUGAAAAAGCAACGGUUGAAUUUCGAUCCUCGAUGGACGGCAGUGUCUGCACUCAGGAGCCCUCUGUUAAGUCAUCUAUGGUCUUACCCACCAAGAAAUCUGUCACUUAUCAGAGUGACCAUCAGGAUACUCCGGCCAAGCCACCGCUUUAUCACAAACAGCCACCUGCUCUGCCUCCAAAACCUUUCUCUAGGAUCCCAAACCAUAGCACAGAUCCUUGCCAUCCUGUGAAGUUGCCCUGCAUGCCCGGAGGAAAGCACUCUCCACCCCUGCCUCCCAAGAAAGUGAUGAUUUGUGUGCCUCCGGGGGGGCUGGACUCCUCCCCGUCGCCGUCGCCGAGUCCCCUCAACACGCUUCCACCAAAGUGCGGCCCUCCGCAGGGCAUGCCGCCGCACCACGGCGCGCUGCUGCCCUCUCAGAUCAGCGGACUGUCCGGGUUCCACCAGAGCCACGGCCACCCGCUCCAGCUCCAGUACGGCAGCCUGCACGGCCCCAGCCGCAUCAUCGAGGAGCUCAAUAAAACCCUGGCGCUCUCCAUGCAGAGGUUUGAAAGCUCUGCUUUGCUUGGUAGCAUUCAGUGUGCGCCCCUUGAAAGAAGAGAAGUGCCCUCCGUGAUAAUUGACUACGAGGAUGACAAGGAGAACUUGCCCAACGAGUCUGAUUACGAAGAUCUGCCAAGCAUGUAUAAGGACGAGGAAGAUGAUGAGGAUGACGAUGACGACGAUGAGGAUGACGAGUACGUUGGCGAAGAAGGUGCUACGAAAAGACUCUCUGGCCAUCAAGCUGAGUAACCGUCCGUCCAAGCGAGAGCUGGAGGAAAAAAACAUCCUGCCCAUGCAGACGGACGAGGAGAGGCUAGAGUCSAGGCAGCAGAUAGGCACCAAACUCACAAGACGCUUGAGUCAAAGACCCACAGCUGAGGAACUAGAACAAAGGAACAUCCUCAAACCUCGUAACGAGCAGGAGGAACUGGAGGAGAAGAGGGAAAUAAAACGCAGGCUGUCACGAAAGCUGAGCCAAAGGCCGACUGUUGAAGAGCUGAGACAGGCCAAAAUUCUCAUCAGAUUCUGCGACUACGURGAGGUGUCAGACGCUCAGGACUAUGACAGGCGAGCUGAUAAGCCCUGGACUCGGCUCACAGCUGCUGAUAAGGCAGCCAUCAGGAAAGAACUCAACGAUUUCAAGAGCAAUGAAAUGGAAGUGCACGAGUCAAGUCGUCAUUUAACCAGGUUUCACAGACCAUAGUAGACCACAACUGUCUCCGGACCCAAGCCGUCUGGUCCGCUGAGAACCUUAAGUGCUGGACUGUAAAAUGGUGCCCGUCUCUACAAAAAAUUUUUAAAAAAGGCCAUGGCUUCUGAAAUGCCUUUUCAGGACUUACACAUCUGAGUCAGUACUACACACAAUGCAGUCCCCUGUAGUAGCACAAAACGACUCUAGUUAAUUUCCGUCGCCCCUGUAAUGAAUUCACUCGGCUGUCUCUUAAACCUCUCUGCUGACUGGCUGGUGGUCAGUUCUGUAGAGACCGGACAGUGGAAGAGUUCUGAUUGAGACUCGUGGCGCAUCGUUUUUUUUUAAAUUUAUUAUUAUUAUUUUUGGUCCAUCAGUAAUACCAUUGGACUUGGCUCAGUGGACAUGUUUUUUGCUCCUUUCUAUAUCAUUAUGAGCACCUGGUUCUUUUUGGACAAAUCCUGUGCGAGGAUGGAGGGUUGAUUAGUUCUGAGCCAGGAGCUCCAUCUUUAAAGCACCUGCUGGGAUUUUACAGACAGCCAAGAAGGAGGGAGGCCUCCAACACUGGAAUCAUGUGCAAUGUCCUUUUUUUUUCUUAGACUAUAGCACCCCCUGGAGUUCUCUUUGUGUGAUUCAUUUGUAUUCUCCAUCCCUCUCCUUGUACGUGCAAUUCAAACUGUACCAGCAAUGCUGACAUCAAGUUGCUAACUGUGAAUUUGAGAGUUUGGAUAAUCCCUGCGCUCUCUCCAAAAUGUACAUUUUGUUUAUACCGGAGAAGUAAAAGUACGUUUUAAAAGAAGGAGGAAAAAGAUAAAUUCAUGUUUAAAAUUGUAUUCAUGUCUUAUGCAUUUAACUGUAGAAACUGCAGAUCUUUGAUAUAUAAUUUUAGAGUGUGCACAUUUUAUC